AUGGGUUCCCGCCGCCUCUAUAUCGGAAAGCUUCCUCCGGAUGCGCGCUCGGACGAGGUACAGGACCUCUUCAAGCCGUAUGGCAAAAUCGUCGACUGCAAAGUUAUGACUGGCUUCGGUUUCAUCGAGUUCGACAGCUCGAGGGAUGCCGAAGAUGCAGUCACAAACGUCAACGGCAAGAGCUUCCUAGGCGGACCGAUCGUCGUCGAGUUCGCAAAGGAGUCGCGUCCUCGCCCUCGUGAUCCCUACCCGGAAGACCGCAGCAGCGCUCGUGCCCGUCGUCCUCCUGGUAUCCGUAUCCUUGUUACGGGUAUCUCACGCGACACCAGCUGGCAGGACCUCAAGGACUUCGGUCGUGAGGCUGGCAGCGUGUCGUUCGCCGACAUUGAUCGCGACGUCCCUGGUCAAGGCAUCCUCGAAUAUCUCUCACGUGAUGAUGCUGAGCGUGCGGUGAAAGAACUGGACGGCAAGGAUCUCCGUGGCCAAUCUGUACGCGUGGCUCUGGGCGACGAAUCGAAGCGCGAUGCCGACAACUACCGCCGCGACGACCGUGGUGGUGGCUACGGUGGCCGUGGUGGCUACGAACGUGGUGGCUACGACCGUGGUGGCUAUGACCGCGGUGGCUAUGAUCGGUACAGUCGUGACGACCGUGGCUACGACCGCGACCGCCACUCGUACCGUGAUGCCCCUCCUCGUCGCGACCGUUCUCGUUCGCCCCGUCGUGGAGACGACGAUCGCCGCGCUCGCUCGCCACCGCGUCGUGACUACGAGGCGUCUCGUUCGGGACGAGACUUUGAAGCUCGCGAAGACAGGCGCUCCGCACGGCCCGCAGACGACGAAAGGCCACCCAGGCGUGAUGACGAUAGGCGCAGCCGUCGUGGUGACGAUGACGACCGCGCUCCUCCUUCGCGUAGUGGCGACGGUGGCUGGUCGCGUUGA
Messenger RNA from Peniophora sp. CBMAI 1063, 939 nucleotides. The record is from the annotation of a GenBank genome assembly. NCBI's taxonomy places the organism in Eukaryota, Fungi, Basidiomycota, Agaricomycetes, Russulales, Peniophoraceae.